AUGCGUAAUGUCGACAAUUCUUUUGCAGGUGCGCUUUACAACAAGGAGCCGCAGUUCAGUCCAAUAACACCGUAUCAGACAGAAGACUCGCUACCUCCUCCAGUGAAUGGUGCCCUGGAGCAGCAACCCAGUAUCAAGGGACCAUUUCGAGCGUUCGCAAAACCUGGUCUCCCAAGCGCUGAAAAAAUUCGCAACUACGGUUCAAAGAAACACCAAAAAAAUGACGAAGUGACGGUAACUCAAUCAGACAUGAGGAGUAAAGCGUGGACAGUAGUACCGCCAGGUGCCAAAAUCAUAGGUUAUAAUGUUCAGAUGGUUGCUGGUUAUAUACCAACAACAUAUCUCCAGAAGCGCCCCAAGAAGAAAGAGAAGGAUGACUGGAAAUCGCAAAAAGCCGAAACCAAAGCUACGAAUCAUCAUCAUAACUCGAAUAUGGAUGUGAAGGAAGCCGGUUCAUUUGGCAGCACCCAAAGCAGUGCGUCGCAGGAUGUUUCACCGGAUCAACGUGCAACACAGGCAGACUGGGUAGAUGCACAAGCAGCUGGAGACGAUUUGGAUUUGGACAGUCCAAGACUCAUUGAAAAAAGAGAAAAUUUCACCACGACCGAUGCGAGCACAGUACCGAUGGUCGCUCUUGACGGAGCGCUUUGGCCAGCUGCUGUUGCAGUUGCAGAUUCGAACGAGGAAGAGGAAGAGAACGAGCAAGCGGAUAAAGAAAAGGGCCGGAAUGCAGACUUCGCGGUCAGCAGCACACUGUCGCCACCUGAUACCACAUCGACAGUUUCUGGCAGCACGCAGCCCGAGUUGUACCUGUCAUUUACACAGCGCAGUGUCAACGUGGCGCCAGCAGCUGCUGUCCCUGUCCUUCAGAAUCUCAAGACUGAAGCUCGAGAAGAAAUCCCUACCGCUUUGCUUGCCGCUGCUAAAACGACAGCUAAACCAAAUGCAGCACCCCCGCGAUACAAGACACCAUCGACAAUUGUUAGUAGUAGAAAGCUUGUUGCAGCUCCAGCAAGACGAGCAGACAUGCAUGUGGAGUGGCCAGGUCUCUCCUCAAGCAGCAUUCCUGGACUGCAGACUGGAAACAUCGUUAAGAUGUUUUCAGCGCAGAAAUCAGCGGAGGCAACAAUGAUACCAGGCCCGCAGCAAAAGCCGCACCGACAAAUGAUUUUCCCUCAAGAACCCAUACCGGCGCAGCAUUAUGCAGAGAAGCCCUACACCAACCAACCAAAAAUUUCGACAACAGGGAAUACGCAAAACAUGCUGUCCCUUCAACAGCCGUUCGUAUUUGGGAGUAGUUCUCCAGAAACCACUGUUAAUAUUGGACUAGGCACUAAACUCAACGACUCUGACCAUACGUAUCGAAUUACUGCUGCUGCAGGAACUAUGGUCCCACUUUUGGAGCAACCGGAUGAAUCGAAAUCAACUGCAGAUGCACGAUCACAAGAAACGGCUUUCAAAGCUACCACUUCCGUAAGCCCACACAUCGUUACUCAACCGAUGCUUAUUGUUCCAGCUACGUGGACAACCUCAGCGUUCUACAUGAAUUCGGCAGAAUUUGUUACAAACUAUAAUAAGGCAGCAGAACAUGUGGAGAGGCCACGAAUCGUGAUGCCAAAAACUACUACUCAAGCAAUUACAAUAGAAAAUCAAGAAAUUGAGACUGCGAAGCAAGCACCAAAUGAACACCAACUCAGAGACGACGACAACGACCAGGAUACGUCUGCAGAAGUAGAUACUAGAAAACCCAACCAAAACAGAAAUUCUCGAGUAGAAGAUAAAGAUAACGAGGAUGGAUUUCGUGAGGGAGUCCAUGGGAGGGAAAUGGAGGGAAACAAAAAUAACCGCAAGUGGUCCGGUGUAAAGGGACCAGGAAGAGAAGAACCAGCUGAAAGCGAAGAGAGGAGUGAUGAAAGGAAUCAAGGAAAUGUGGAGGAUGAUGACGAUCGCCGUGAUUUGAUGAUGGAAAAAGAGGAGGACGAAGAAGGCUCUCGAGCGGAAGAAGCCGAAGACAGCGAUGGACAAGAACAAACAGCGGGGGCAUCACCUAUUUUUCCUGAGCAGAUUCCAAGUUUCCAAGAAUGGCUAGCCAGUCUACCAAUCCGGCCUAGCUUCCCAUUCAAUUCCAACCGUGAUGAAGAUGGCAUACGAAGGCAAUCUUUUUCUAAUGGCAUACCCUUAGGACAUUCUGGACGGUUUGGAGAUCAGUUCGGAACAGAUGCAAGAAGAGAAAAGGGGCGAAGGCGGGAGCGGAAUCAGGGACGUCCUAACGAGGAGUUUAAACAGUGGAGACCACUGAGAAGGCACGAAGACGAUUACGAUCAGCACGAUUCCAAAGAACAAAAACAGCGUGAUGUUACUAAUCGGAAGUGA
Messenger RNA from Gongylonema pulchrum, 2373 nucleotides. The record is from the annotation of a GenBank genome assembly. Lineage: Eukaryota; Metazoa; Nematoda; Chromadorea; Rhabditida; Gongylonematidae.